Molecule: messenger RNA, 1326 nt
Organism: Lindgomyces ingoldianus
Lineage: Eukaryota; Fungi; Ascomycota; Dothideomycetes; Pleosporales; Lindgomycetaceae
Exons: 7
Coding region: 1-1326 (441 amino acids)
Source: RefSeq, a predicted model, not a curated record
AUGUCUCCACACACACUUAACCCUGUCAGCUGUCAACCAUGUACCUCAGCCCCAUUCAGCCCUGGCCUUGGCACCACCAAACACAGCCCACGGCCGCAUUCACGCUCGCUACCGAAGCCACCAUAUGUGACACGAGAUCUCAUCAACCACACGGCUCUUUCCGGACUUCCAAUAGGAUCUGCGGAGAAGCGAAAAGAGGCGGGUGGCUGCGAAAGAGAAGCAAAGACAAAUCUCGUCCUGGAUAAUAAGACGACUAUGGAUUAUGGUGGUUAUUCGUCGAUUGGGCAAAAGGUAAUUAAACAUGCAUCAGCUCGGAGUUCAUCGUUCGCAAGCAACUUCUCAGCUUCAGCGCUAGUAGAUUCGAGACGACGUGAAGACGAGGGUCCCUCGGUUCUUCCUGUCUUUCGCAAGGUGACCUUCUCACCAUUGAUAGGAGAGAUGUACGCAUCUCCAAGCGCACCCGGUGCCGUCUUCAUUCCUCCCCACCCCGGCGCACCACCUCAACCUCAAUAUCCGCAACAGCCCCAGGGAUAUGUGAUCCCUCCUCAUCCCGGCGCACCACCUCAACCUCAAAAUGCAUUCUCACCACCAACAUAUGCACUCCCACCUCACCCGGGUGCGCCGCCUCAACCUCCAGCUCUGAAUCAGCCGCCAGGAUUUGCGCUCCCACCUCACAACCAACACGCUCUCCCUGUUGGUAACACUCCGAUUCCGUCACAUCCAGGAGAAGCACCCAUCCCACCCGAUGAUCCAUUCAGCCAUAUCCGUGACCUCCCGAUCUUCCCACUCUCAACAGACGCCGACUUAGCGAAACUAGGCAACGCUAUCCAAAGUCUCAGCAAGCAGCGUUCAAAAAUAGUGCGAAACGAUGUCUAUGCACCCAUGGCGUUUGCCGGAAACGAUAUCUCUACGAAGAUGCGCACGCAACCUAUGAACUGCGCAGUCUACACACGCUACGCCACGCCGAAGGAUUUUGUCAGUGAUAGCGAAGAGGGUGGGAUAAUUGUUGAUGUGGUUGAGACUAGGGGCAAGCAUAAAUGGAUGGGUAAUGCGGUUCGACUCCGUAUGAGUAGGGAGGGGACAAUUAUGGUCAGGGACAAGUGGCAUAUUAAGUUAAGGGAGGGAACAAUGUGGAAUAAAAGCUCAAAUUGGAAACCUGUGGAGAGUGUGAAGUUGGAAGUUAAGAAGGGGGAAAUGGUGGAGUUGGGCAUGGUGGGAAGGUGGGAGAGAUGGGUCGCAGUUGAGGAGAGAACGAGCAUGUGGGGAAGGUUUGAGAAGGAAUAUAAAGUACCAAAGAUGCCAGAGCAGAUAGGGGAGAGAACCUGA